This is a messenger RNA of Dromaius novaehollandiae (emu), 4483 nucleotides long. It is a transcript of the gene GPR161, whose product is annotated as G protein-coupled receptor 161. Lineage: Eukaryota; Metazoa; Chordata; Aves; Casuariiformes; Dromaiidae. Gene Ontology annotation, biological process: G protein-coupled receptor signaling pathway. The record is from RefSeq and is a predicted model, not a curated record. Gene Ontology annotation, molecular function: G protein-coupled receptor activity. The coding region runs from base 498 to 2063 and encodes 521 amino acids. The transcript has 7 exons. Gene Ontology annotation, cellular component: plasma membrane; recycling endosome.
GGGGCCGCGAGGCACCGCACGCGGGGAGGGAGCGGGCGGUGGGGAACACGGCCGGGUUGGGGGAGGGGGCGGUGUCACGUGACAGGGGGCAGGGCGCCAUGAUAAGGGCGGGCAGCAGGGGUGGUCGGUGUCUGCGCUUUCUCCGCUUCUGCGCUGUGGGGCGGGAUCCCCUCAUCGUCCCCAGGACGCGCGGGCGGCGGCGGCGGCUGUCCCUGACCUGCUCUGCUCUGCUCUGCUGUGCUCUGCUCUGCCCUGCCCUGCCGGCUUUAAAGCACGGUGGGGAGACGGUUAGGUGGAGGCGUGCGUUAAAGGUGGUGAGGUCUGGUGAGCCUCCCGCGAAGCCUGGUGUCAAACGCCUUACCGACCGGUACAGGUCGUGUGUAUCCAGCGGGCCGUCCUGCCCACAGCCGUGACCGGUGCCUAGAUGAAGGGACUGAGUGAGAUGUACAGCUGCUGCUCAGCAUGUCUUGGCUGCUCCAACUCUGCACUCUCUGACCAUGAGCAGCAAUUCCUCCCUCAUCAAUGUGAAGGGCCUGAGGAACCUCACCACGCAGGAAAACGGGGCUGUCAGAGUCACCGAGUCUAUUGCUAUAAUUGUCAUUGCCAUUUUCAUCUGUUUGGGCAACCUGGUGAUUGUUGUCACCCUCUACCGGAAGUCUUACCUUCUCACAUUGAGCAACAAGUUUGUGUUCAGCCUGACCCUCUCCAACUUUCUUCUCUCUGUACUGGUACUACCUUUUGUUGUCACCAGCUCCAUCAGGAGGGAAUGGAUCUUUGGAGUCGUUUGGUGCAACUUCUCAGCACUGCUCUACAUGCUGAUCAGCUCAGCCAGCAUGCUCACUCUUGGACUCAUAGCAAUAGACCGGUACUAUGCUGUCCUGUACCCGAUGGUUUACCCAAUGAAGAUUACAGGCAACAGAGCAGUGGUAGCUCUUGUGUACGUGUGGCUACAUUCCCUCAUUGGCUGUCUCCCUCCCCUCUUCGGCUGGUCAUCUUUGGAAUUUGACCAGUUCAAAUGGAUGUGUGUGGUGGCCUGGCAUAAAGAGGCUGGAUACACUGCCUUUUGGCAGAUCUGGUGUGCGUUGCUGCCUUUCUUGGUCAUGAUGAUCUGCUAUGGAUUCAUAUUCCGUGUGGCCAGGAUUAAAGCUCGCAAAAUCCACUGUGGUAGCGUGGUUAUUGUGGAGGAAGACUCUCAGAGGAAUGGGAGGAAGAACUCCAGCACCUCCACAUCCUCUUCAGGCAGCCGAAGGAAUGCUUUCCAAGGCGUUGUCUACUCUGCCAACCAGUGCAAAGCUUUCAUAACCAUCUUGGUUGUCAUUGGUGCUUUUGUGAUUACAUGGGGGCCUUACAUGGUAGUAAUUACGUCAGAGGCACUUUGGGGAAAAAAUAGUAUUUCCCCUGCCUGGGAGACAUUAGCUACGUGGUUGUCCUUUUCCAGUGCCAUUUGCCAUCCACUGAUUUAUGGACUGUGGAACAAAACGGUGCGCAAGGAACUACUAGGAAUGUGCUUUGGGGAUCGGUAUUAUCGUGAGUCCUUUGUGCAGCGGCAUAGGACAUCAAGGCUAUUUAGCAUUUCCAAUAGGAUCACAGAUUUGGGACUAUCUCCCCAUCUCACUGCCCUCAUGGCAGGUGGGCGGCCAUUAGGAAACAGCAGCAGCACAGGAGACACAGGUUUCAGCUGCUCGCAGGAUUCAGGAACAGAUGCAAUGCUUCUAGAAGAUUAUAGCUCGGAUGGCCCUCAUCCCCCGCACUGCAUCUGUCCUCCUCGAAGGAGGAGUUCAGUGACAUUUGAAGAUGAAGUGGAACAAAUUAAAGAAGCUGCAAAGAAUUCUGUUCUUCAUGUAAAAGCAGAAGUCCAUAAAUCUCUGGACAGUUAUGCGUCCAGUUUAGCAAAAGCUAUUGAAGCAGAUGUGAAAAUCAGCUUAUUUGGGGAGGAGGCUUUACCAGGAGCUCUGUUCCCUGUGCGGACUCUGCCAGGAAGCAAUAUGAACACACGACGUAGUACUAGACCCCAUGCCAGCCAAAGACUUCCGCUGCAGAGCAUUGAUGAAGGGAAUAUUUGACAGGAGCAGUAGAAUAAAAAGAAAAGCAAGAAGAAACCACUAAGCGUUACCUAAUACAGCUGUUACUAUUUUAACAGAAAUGGCAUACCUUGUUGGUAUGUUUUCAGUGUUUUGUCAAGAACACUUGAAAGCCAGCUGAAUUGUGGUAUAUACUUAUGUCAGCAUUUUACAGCAGUAUUUUUUUACUGUUUAGGGUGCUAUUGACUUUUUUUGUGCCAUGUCUUAAACCUAUCACACAAUACAUAAGAACACAGGGUUUGGUUUCAUGGACCACAUCAUUAGUCCAUCAGAUCUUAUGUCCCAUAGUUGCCAAAGCUGAUACAGGGAUGGAAAAGGAAAAGGUAUGUUUCAUACAGUAUUGCAAAAAUCCUUUUCUGACCACCCGGAUAAUCAGUCUGUACCUCCAGGGCUGGAGGUAUGAGUGAGACUUCCAAAUGAUGGAGCCUGGAUUUAACUAAGGUGUAAAAUCUGAACUUUUCAGAAAGCUCAUGCAGUUAAUGGUCCUAUUUACCCUUGCUAGCAGAUGAUAUUUCCAGCUGUUCAACCAUCAGAACUGGACUGUAUGUUGCUUCUGUUUCAUGAGACACCAACUUCUCAGAUGUAAAGGGGGGAGGCAGACCAGUGCUAUAAAUAUCACUGAGAUGGUGUGGAAGAAUGACAGGCAAAAUUCUUUGUUUCUCAGAAAACUUCAGUUCACUUUCUAGGUUCUGCUUUUACUAAAAGGGCACUCUACAGUUGUGGAAAGUUUGAGAGAAUAUAAAUGAGGUAUUACCACUUAAAUAUUAAUGAUAUAUUCAGGAUUCAUCUUUCCUAUAGAGAGAAGCUCUGUGAGGUAUUUGAAUUUUUUUUUUUUUUUUAUCAGAAGAGACUGUACUAUUUAAGCAAUAGUUACCUCAGUGCAUAUAUUCCUUGGAGUUUAAUUCAUUAACCUCUAAAAUAAGAACAUUUAGCACUUACAUUGCACUUUGCAUGUCCUAAGCACUGUACAGACAUGACCUUGUUAAGCCUUGAUGAGAUGGUUUAUCAGCCCUGUUUGCCAAAGAAGUGGGACUCAGCAACCAUUAAAAAGCUGCUGGAAAUUAAACCAGCUGCAAAGGUGGAAAGGUUUGUUAUGAAAAGAGAAAUGAGCUGGAUUAUAAGAGAAUGCCCAACUUGAGGAACCUUUCUGUGCCUUCCUGGGCUGGCCCCUUCCUUACUUUGUGGGGGUUUUAGCCCUGCCUUAUUGCCUAGUUCAAAGAGACAUAAAUUAGCAGGAUAAUUCCUUGGGAGUGUAUGGCAGUAGCAAAUGGACUUAAGGACCAAGAGUUCGCAUUUGUUUGCAUACUUUGUGUCUCCUUCCCCCGACUUUCCCCAGAAGUGGUUUGUAUGAAUUUUUGCUGCAGAUACUUUGGAAAUCUGGGGCAGGAUAUUUGCAUCUGGGCAAAAGCUGGGUGCACACUUCUUAAAUUAUGGCUGUGUGAAUUGCUCAAAGCCACAGAAACAAACUGUUCCUGAGGCAGAGCCUCAGUCCAGUACUGUAUUUAGACAUCCUGUUUGUCUGUGUUCCCAAUUCAGAAAUGUAUUGCAGCACAAGCUUUAGUCCAUCUCUGGACAAAGCACUUUAUGAACCAGCUUGAAUCCCAUUACACUCCCAAGUGAGAUUUAAGUGCAUGCUUAAAAUUCAGUACAUGGUUUGCUGAUUAAGAACAGACUGUUAAAGCAAGAACACUUAAGCACCAGUAAGAUGCUUCUUUGCGUAAUUCAGGAAUUAAAAGACAUAUAAAAGGAAGCCUAGUUUGGGCAGUAUGGAGAGCUGAUGCUCUAGAGAGCAGCAUAUGGAUCCUAGCUCCUCUUCAUGGCUGUAUUUUUUCUUUCUAGCCUAUUAAAUAAAUUGGCGCCCUUGGGCAGACAUUCAAAAACAAAGUCCCAGUACUUGCUAGGAAAUGCCCUGCACUGAGGUCAUUAUUGCUACCGUGAACGUUACAAUCACAGUUGUUUACUGUAGUCAGCACUCCUGAAGGUAUGCACCCACCUCACAUGGCUUGAAAUAUUUUAUCUGCUUCCUUUUAUUUCAUAUUCCUGCUUCAAAACAAGUUGAGCAAAGCUGUCACUGAGCAUGAAGAGACUGAAAGGGCACACCUGAGACUGAAUGGAUACUAGUGGAAAGGAGUCGGUGCUAGGCCAAAAUGGUGUGAUAUUUAGGAGGGAAAAAUACCAAGGCACAUGUAAAAGCACAAAAUUGUUAGUACUAUGUAAAAAGCACAAAAUUCACAAAGGUACUGAGCCAAAUUCAGCCUUCAGGUGGGUUGGUAGAGUUGCAUCAGUUUACAUCAUGACUGAAUUCAGCUCUCAGUGUUAAUGUCACUAAUCCAUUAUUUAGUGUAAAUGUUGCUAAUAGUAUUUUUUAUUAAACAACAAAUUAAAACCUCUCCAUAAUUCUA